ACAAAGGACGGUGACGUCAAAUGGUAGCCAAUGAUAUCCAAAAACAUUUAUUAGGUAUUUUACCCUGAGACAUUAGAUCUUUCAAGUAAUGCAGGAUUAGUCUUAACUGAACAUCACAACCCUCAAAAGACGAAAUUAACAAUUGAUAAACGCCUGCGUGUGGACGUGCGGAAAAUGUCACUUUUUCUCGUGAAAAGACCCCGCACGUAGACAAUUGUUAUACUACAUUUAUUCAAUUAAUGAUGCCGGGAUUAAAUUUUUAAAUUCUAAGAAAUAUGCAGAAAACGUAUGUCUUCUUUAUCAACCCUUCCUUUCACAGCAAGCGUACCAGGGUGAAGGUAAUUCUUGAAACAUAUUAACAUGCAAAUUUGAAUCGUUUUCGAUGCGUGACAUCUCCUCCUCCCGCGCUGAUUACCAUUCUUCUUCUGUUUGAACAUCUUUCAAACGACACAGAUUGUCAAUCUUUUCAGUCACUCUUACAUUUCGUGGUGAAUACUGGCUUUGAGCGGUCAGAAAGCUACACGAGUACAUAUGUAGAAUAAUUGUGGGUGGACGUAGCUUCCACUCUGAUUAACUUUAUCACGCUACAUUACGGUACAUGGUAUCAACAUAUUGACUCAAGUGGGACCAGUCGACUGUAUCGAUCGUUAAUCUGUCCAUUGAAAUUAACGAGUUGAUGUGAAUUACAAGCGAAUGCAAUGAAGGCUAAUUUAAAACAGCAACGUAAGACAGCCCGAGUGUUCUUUAGUUCGCCAUUUGGUGGACUGGAAGAGGAGAGAGAAGAAUUAACGAAGAAAUACUGGCCUCAGUUGGUUUCUAUGUGUAAAAGAGCCGGAUACGAGUUUGUGCCUGUUGACAUGAGAUGGGGAAUAACAUCCGAGAUGUCGUCUAAUGCUGCUACAAUCGAGAUUUGCCUACGAGAAAUGGAUCGAUCUGAUAUGAUAGUGGGUUUCUUUGGACAGAGAUAUGGUUGGCAUGGAUUGGACAACCUUUUACAGAAAAGCUUUGAUGUCGCAGCUGUGAAAUAUCCUUGGGUUAACGACUAUCGUGAGAAAGCUGUGACUGAGUUAGAGUUCUUACAAGGCCAUCUGAGAAACCCUGGAAAGAGAGCAGCUUGCUUCUUCUUUAGAGAUAAGUCUUACGACGAUAUGAAAUUGAAGUUAGCCGAAGAAGCUGAAGACGAAAGACAGGCACGGAAGUUCCGGUCAUCAACCGAUGGCCCUAAGGCUGCCAAGUACUUAGAGGACUUGAAACGAAGAGUCUACGAAACCAAAGAUAAAUGUUUAGCUGUCCACAUGAACUACAAAAAUCCACAAGAAGGGGCCCGAUUAAUGUACGAGGCAAUAGAGAAGUAUCUGCAAGAAGUAAUGUUAGCUCGCCCUGUUCAGAAGUUGUCAGCUUUGGAGGAGGAGCGUGCCCACCAUGAUGCGUUUAGAGUCAGUAGGCUUGCCAUGGGUGGCGUUUUUGUGGGCGGGGAUGACUACUUAAGUCGACUUGACAACCACGUCAAGUCUCAAAGCACAGAGGAAAGUCCUAAACAUCUGGUUGUAACUGGGGAUGCUGGGUCUGGAAAAUCAUGUUUGCUAGGAACCUGGUCCUUGCAUCACCAAGAGAAAUUUCCCAACGACGCUGUGGUGUAUCACUUUGCGGGUAGUUCUAGUGAUAGUACUGUGCCGAGGAAGAUAUUAAAGCGUCUUCUGGAGGAACUAAACGGUUGGUUCAAACAGAAGACACAGACUAACCAACAGGAACUCGGGGGGCAACCACAGUCAACAGAACCGGGUAAUAUUAAUGAAGACGUUCUUGGUCUCAUUCGAAACCUGUCAGAAAUGGUGCAGAGGAUCACCCGAGCCGGCUUUCGCAGUGUAAUUAUUAUUGAUGCUCUGAACAAAGUGGACGACACUGGAAAAACAGCGAAGACCUUAUAUUGGUUGCCAAAGGUACUGCCUCCAAAAGCCCACCUUCUAGUGUCUGUAAUUUCUACAGACGGUCCAAAGGUGACUGAAUUGACUGAAGACAGAGGCUACUCUGUUAUUAACAUGAUGCCAUUGAAGGAGAAGGAAAGAGAAGAUAUUGCAUUGGCAACGCUGAAAGUCCGUGGAAAAGCCUUAUCAACAGAGCAAAAAGCGAAAGUUGUGGGCAAGACGCAAACGGGAAAUCCUCUCUAUCUUAAAAUAUUACUGGAGGAAUUAUGCAGCUUUGGAGAGUUCUUUCAACUUGAUGCCUAUCUUGAUGGUCUUCUUGAGACGAACGACACUAAAGAGCUUUUUCUUAAAUUUCUUCAACGUUUGGAAGCGGAUUAUAUCCCUAGAGAAUUUGAAGGAAAUUUGAUUAAAGAUGUCAUGUGUUGCAUUUUGGUGGCUCGACAAGGAAUGUCUGAGAAAGAACUGAAGUCGAUUCUUCAUAUAACCGACCAAAUGUGGUCUGUUCUGUACUUCGCAGUAGAAGAGUUCAUUUUGGAGCGGACUGGGCUUUACGGGUUUUCACAUGACGAAUUAUCUGCCGCGGUAAAAGAGCAAUACUGCCAGGACGAGGCAACUAUCAGGCAUUAUAUCAUGUUAGAGGUGGAAUAUUUUGAAGCGCGAUUGAAGGAGAGAGAUUUGGUUUACGACACUAACAUUCCAAAGCGCGUCUGCAUGGAACUACCGUGGCUUCUGGCAAAAUCUGGAGACAUAGAUCGACUUGUUAAGUGUCUCACGACUGCUUCAAUCUUCUGGUCACUCUACAGUGAUGAGAACAAGUAUGACUUAGUAAACUACUGGAACGCAACUGGGUUAACAGGGGAAGAAAUAACUGCUUUGUAUCAAAAGACAGUUGAUGAUCAGCUGACAAUACUCUAUAUCAGAGAACGAGAGAAAGGAGGAGAAACUAUCAAUGCUGUCAAAAAGCUAGCCCGCUUAGUCUUCCAGAUGUCCCAGUUCCAAAGUGUUGCAGGACAUAUGACAGCAGUUGAACCACUACUCAAGAGAGCUUUAGACUUAGAGAAGUCAGUAUAUUCAGAAGAACAAAUCCGCAGUGAUUCGGAUGUAGCUGAGCACUACACGGAGGUGGCCAAUGCGCUUGCGUGCCUUUAUGUGGAUACUGAACGCUUCGAUGAUGCCGAACCACUGCAUAGGGAGGUUCUUGAGCUGGAUGAAAAGUUCGCAGAUCAGAGAGAGCGAGGUUGGUCCAAAGUAGCGACUACAUUAAACGGUCUUGGUGUGUUAUAUUACAAGACAAACAAAUUUGACGAGGCUUUGGAAUAUUACAACCGAUGUCUUGAGCUUCAUCGUCGAACCUUGCCACCCACUCACCAUUUAAUUCCAGACACACUUAACAACAUUGGUGCUUUGUAUAAGUCCAUGCUACGCUGGGAGGAUUGUGCUAGAGUUCUCGAGGAAGCUCUACAGGCCUACGAAGAAGCAUACUUUGGCCAACUUCCGCCGGAUGUGGGUGGCACACUGCUGAACCUUGGAAUGGCUUAUUACAGGACCCACGACGCCAGCAAAGCAGAGCCAUUAUACCUCAGAGCCCUGGACAUUCGUACCAAAGCAUAUGGCCCGGACCAUCAUGAUGUUGGUCAGACAUUGCUAAGCUAUUCUGCAUUCUUGCUCCCUGUGGACGCAAAAAAAUCAGCGGACGCCGCAAAACGAGCAGUUGAAAUUAUGGAGAAAUCGUUAGGACCAGAGCACAUAAACACACUGAACGCUCAGGAGAAUGCAGCGAUAGCCCUCGCCAAGGAGGGAAAGUUUGAUGAGGCUCAUCCAUUCUUCAAGAAAUCAGGAGUGAUUCGACAUGAGAAAGGUCAAAUGAAUUCAUCGAUUCCAAUUUUGAAUUCUGUCAUGGCUGAUUACUACCUCAAUAACGGUCACAGUGAGGAGGCGAGGCAGUUGUUUGAGAGACUGGUAGGAACAGAUUUCGCGACGGACAGAGAUUUUGCUGCUCUGGACUUUUUGGAUGAUGAACUACUGGGAGAAAAUAGACCUGAGAGGCCGUAUGAGGAAACGGUGGAUUAUGGUCUGGAAAAAUUUCCAUCUAGCUCAAUGAUUUUCGGGAGAAAGCUCCCCAAGCUCGCCGAAAGCGGAGACUCCCAAAGGACGCUGAAAAUUUUAGAAAAAGGUGGUUUUGGUCCAGAGAAGUACAAUGAAUCAUAUCAGAGUUUUGUUGCGAAAAAUCAGAGACAAGAAGGUCUUGAUAUAAUAAAGACUGCACAUGAGAAAUUUCCGAAUGACCCAGUCAUUCUUCACAACUUGGCAUCAUGCCUUGCAUUCUACAAGGACUAUGUCAAGGCCUGUACAUACUUCAAGAAGCUGCUGGAUUUAGAACCAGAGAACACGGAAGUUAUGGGUAGCUAUGGACGUGUAUUAGCGAUGGCAGGAGAAGUCGAGGACUCUAAGAAAAUACUGGAAAAUGCGUUGCAUCUUGCAGAGGAAAGACACGAAGAACAACUUAUAGAGCAGUUUAAGUCGUACCUGAAUCUGUUAAACGAAACGUAGGCGUCGUAAUCAAGGUCUACCAGAACACUUGGUAUUCGAUGGUAUGGAGUCUCCUGACUAUCCAACUGUUCGCAAAUAUUGUUAUGUUGGAAAAAGAUGAUUACUUAUUGUAUGUAACACUAGUCAAGAGUAGGACUAAGAAAUAUAAUGUAACAUAAACUCCGAAAACUUUUUUGCAAACUUUCCAGUAGGAGCAAGUGCUACUGACUGCAGAAAAUAAUGAACGUGACAUUUCGCUUCUCAUUACAGGACCUUUAUCGAACAUACAGAAAGUAAUGAUAGGUCAACUUAAAUAAAGGGCCACAAGCCAAGGCCUCCGCCUCUUUGUAUCGCGUCCAAUCUAAUGAAAGAUCAUUUCCUGAGAAAUACAUGUAUGGUCAUGUAGUUCAGGUGCUGAUCACCGCUGGAGCCAAUAUAGUGCUCUACAAUGAAGGAGCUAUUGUAACAAUAUGUAUGUUAAUUACAAUGCCACAAGAAAAAAUUAGUCACAAUAAGUAGAUUUUCCCCUGCGCACUUUGACCAUUAAAUUUCACAGUUUUAAAAUUAAUGAUUCAAUUAGUUUGUCACUUCUGGUAGAAGGCUGCUGGGUCAGCAAGCAUUUACAGGAAAAUACGUUUUCAAUCAUCAACUUGAGCCAAUGCUCGGCGGAUAGAAGGAAAUGGUCAAAUGUAUAUAUACGAGUAUUAUAAACACAAAACGUUUCUAUGUAAAUAAAACUGUUGUAAAAAACCAUUUGGUUAAAUAAAUUUUAACUGGC
Molecule: messenger RNA, 5232 nt
Organism: Orbicella faveolata
Lineage: Eukaryota; Metazoa; Cnidaria; Anthozoa; Scleractinia; Merulinidae
Product: TPR repeat-containing protein DDB_G0287407-like
Cellular component (GO): Cul4-RING E3 ubiquitin ligase complex
Molecular function (GO): protein binding
Source: RefSeq, a predicted model, not a curated record